Molecule: messenger RNA, 1327 nt
Organism: Nanorana parkeri
Lineage: Eukaryota; Metazoa; Chordata; Amphibia; Anura; Dicroglossidae
Gene: HAPLN1
Product: hyaluronan and proteoglycan link protein 1
Exons: 6
Coding region: 88-1146 (352 amino acids)
Biological process (GO): cell adhesion
Molecular function (GO): hyaluronic acid binding
Source: RefSeq, a predicted model, not a curated record
CAGUAACUUCUCUAAUGCAGAACAGGACAAGCAAUGUUGUCAAGGAUUUCCCCACUGAUGUGAAGAAAAUCCAUUUGGUAUCCGAAGAUGAAGAGGGUACUUUUCCUGGUGCUAAUCUCCUUCUGUUGGGCUGAUCAUCAUGGCAGUAACUCCCCAGUGUACACUGACAGGAUCAUUCACGUCCAUGCAGAGAAUGGGCCUCGUCUUGUGGUGGAGGUAGAUCAAACUAAAGUCAUCUCUCAUCGAGGCGGUAAUGCCACACUGCCAUGCAAAUUUCAUCAUGAAUCAGUGUCAGCAGGAUCACUUUCACACAAAAUUCGAAUCAAGUGGACCAAACUGACUUCAGAUUACCUCAAGGAAGUGGAUGUCUUUGUUUCAAUGGGGCACCACAAGAAGACCUAUGGCAGCUACCAGGGCAGGGUUUACCUACAAGGAUCAAGUGCAAAUGAUGCUUCACUAGUUAUCACUGACAUUACACUGGAAGACUAUGGUAGAUACAAAUGUGAAGUCAUUGAAGGACUGGAGGAUGAUACCGCUGUUGUGUCAUUGGAUUUACAAGGUAUUAUGUUUCCAUUCUACCCCCGGCUUGGCCGGUAUAAUCUGAACUUUCACGAGGCCCAACAAGCCUGUCAAGAUCAGGAUUCAAUAAUUGCCUCCUUUGAUCAGUUGUAUGAUGCAUGGAGGUCUGGGCUGGACUGGUGUAAUGCAGGUUGGCUAAGCGAUGGAUCAGUACAAUACCCAAUCACAAAUCCUAGAGAACCCUGUGGCGGUAAAAACACCGUCCCCGGAGUUCGAAACUAUGGUUAUAGGGACAAAGACAAAGGCCGAUAUGAUGUCUUCUGCUUCACAUCAAAUUUUAAAGGUCGUUUCUAUUACCUAAUACAUCCAGUGAAGCUGACUUAUGAUGAAGCCGUACAAGCCUGUAUCAACGAUGGAGCUCAGAUUGCUAAAGUAGGCCAGAUGUAUGCCGCAUGGAAGCUACUUGGUUACGAUCGUUGCGAUGGAGGAUGGCUGGCUGAUGGCAGUGUUCGUUACCCAAUCUCAAAACCAAGAAGACGCUGCAGUUCCAAUGAAGCAGCCGUGCGCUUUGUUGGUUUCCCAGAUAAAAAGCACAAGCUAUACGGUGUUUAUUGUUAUAAACCAUAGAACUAUAGCGACCUAAGAACACACACCAGUAUUAACAAAGUCAUUGAGAACAAACAUGUGAAACAUUUUAUUUGAAAGUGAACUCAUGCAAGCUAUAAAAACUGUGAUAAAACGUUUUACUUACUGUAAAAACAUUGGCAAACAUUCAUGUCAUUGCCUUUAUUUUCUUUUCUUUUUGAUA